Molecule: messenger RNA, 1467 nt
Organism: Salpingoeca rosetta
Lineage: Eukaryota; Choanoflagellata; Craspedida; Salpingoecidae
Exons: 14
Coding region: 63-1226 (387 amino acids)
Biological process (GO): branched-chain amino acid catabolic process
Molecular function (GO): oxidoreductase activity, acting on the aldehyde or oxo group of donors, disulfide as acceptor
Source: RefSeq, a predicted model, not a curated record
CAUAAAUCGAACCACCUGUUUGUUGUUGCUCCAAAGCAAAAAAAGAAGAAGCAAAGCAAGCCAUGUGUGCACAGAGGCUCUUGUCUGUGGUUGCUGCUCGCGCUCGCCAUGGCCUCGCUCGUCCAGUGGUCGCUGGCAUGCAGCGUGCCCAGCUGGCAGCCAUGACGCACUUCCCUGGGGCCACUAGCGAGUACACGGAGGAGCUCAAGCUUCGUGUCACCACUGAGGAGAAGCCCAUGGCAUGCUUCCGCGUCAUGGACCAGGAUGGUCAAAUCCUCAACAAGGACAUCUUCCCCAAGGAGGUGACUGACGAGAAGUUGCUGCAGUGGUACCGCACCAUGGCUCUGCUCAACCAGAUGGACACCCUCCUCUACAACGCCCAGCGUCAGGGUCGCAUCUCCUUCUACAUGACCAACUAUGGCGAGGAGGCCACCCAUCUUGGUGCGUGUGCGAAGGGGUAUAUGCCCGUUCAUUACGGCUCGCACAAGCUCAACUUCCACACCAUCUCCUCCCCGCUCGGCACCCAGAUCCCACAAGCGAGCGGCGCUGCCUACGCACUCAAGGCCAAGGGCAAGGAGAACUGCGUCAUCUGCUACUUUGGCGAGGGUGCUGCCAGCGAGGGCGAUGCGCAUGCCGGCUUCAACUUUGCCGCCACCCUCGACUGCCCCGUCAUCUUCUUCUGCCGCAACAACGGUUACGCCAUCUCCACCCCAACACACGACCAGUACCGCGGCGACGGCAUCGUGAGCCGCGCGGCUGGCUACGGCAUGGACUGCAUCCGCGUUGACGGCAACGACGUGUUUGCAGUCUACCUCGCCACCAAGGCCGCACGCGAGGCGACCAUCGCCAACAAGAGGCCUGUGCUCGUGGAGGCCAUGACGUACCGCAUUGGUCACCACUCCACCAGCGAUGAUUCAACCACCUACCGCGGUGCCGAGGAAGUGAGCUCUUUCCAGCAGGACACGCCCAUUGAGCGCCUGCAGAAGUACCUGCGCAACCAGAACCUCUGGGACGAUGACAAGGAGAAAGCGCUGCAAGAGGAGAUUUACAAGGAGGUUCGCCAGGCGUUUGCCGCUGCGGAGAAGAAGAAGAAGCCUUCGCUGUCGCACAUGUUCGAGGACGUGUACGACGUGAAGCCAGCCCGCCUUGUGGAGCAGGAAAAGGAGAUGCUCGAGCAUAUCAAGAAGUACCCGAACGAGUACCCGACCAAGGAGCACGCCCAAUAGGCGCAUACAUGGCUGUGAUGCGCCAUCAUUGUCGGCAGCGCCACUGCGUCACUCUGAAUCCCUUUCCAUGCCCCUUUUCGUUUGAUUGCUUGCCUUUGUUUCUCAGGUUGUGUGUGUUUGGCCUGUGUGCUUGCUUGUACAUGUGUUGCCUGUCACAGAACUUUUUGUUUGCUGGUGCUCAAGGCAGAUGCGUUGGUGUGAGCCAUGCCAUGCGCGCACAUUACACGCAAGCGACACAGGG